Molecule: messenger RNA, 630 nt
Organism: Pieris macdunnoughi
Lineage: Eukaryota; Metazoa; Arthropoda; Insecta; Lepidoptera; Pieridae
Source: the annotation of a GenBank genome assembly
AUGUCAAGCUCGCCGGCGAGCGGUGUGCUCGCUGUCGGCGCCAUUGUCCGCGUCCGACGAAAGCCCCCGCGCUUCGGCAGCUGUACGCAGGGAGAACGCGGUUGCGUUGCCGCCUCGCCGCUAGGCCCCGUUUUUUGUGGUCCCCACGGGCCCCCGUCAGUCGCUCAUUUGUACGUAGUCCCUCCCGGGGCAUUGCGAGGCGGCAAGGAUGAACCGACGUGGCCCUGCUGUUUCAGCCGGUACGUGAGAGUCGCGGCCCGCUUGGCAUUCGCGAUCGUGAACAACCUAUACUGCAUCCCCGCUUACGUCGUGUGGAUGAUGGCGCUGCGUCUUGCGAGACCCUUGUACGCCCCUCUCUAUUGGAGGAUCGAAGGCCUAAUGUAUCACUGGCUGCUGGCUAUGGUGUCACUGUGGACUUGGACGGCCGGAUAUGAAAAUCUGUAUAAAGCCGUCAAUGGAACAAUGGUAUUUCGACAGAACCGGUUGCGCUCCGUAUUGACCUUAUGCUAUACGUAUAUCGCGAGCUGCGCCAGAGGACGGUCAAUGACCGCUCCCUACCAGCUAGGAAUGUUACCCCACUCGUCAAAGCAUGCAUUUCGAGUGGCGAAUUUACAUGUCGCCGGAUUUUGA